Messenger RNA from Trifolium pratense (red clover), 1217 nucleotides. RefSeq names its product protein STRICTOSIDINE SYNTHASE-LIKE 6-like. Gene Ontology annotation, biological process: biosynthetic process. The transcript has 5 exons. The record is from RefSeq and is a predicted model, not a curated record. The coding region runs from base 78 to 1217 and encodes 379 amino acids. Lineage: Eukaryota; Viridiplantae; Streptophyta; Magnoliopsida; Fabales; Fabaceae. Gene Ontology annotation, molecular function: strictosidine synthase activity.
UGGACUUAAAUUUAAAUCAUUGCUGAUGAUAUAUUAAUUCUUUCAUCUUAUUCCAAUUAGUGUCCCUCAAAACCACAAUGUCAGAAUCAAGCGCUACUUUUUCUUCUCCACCACUUCAGAAAAAACAAACAAUAUCAUGUCUUUCAACAACCUUAUUAAUAAUCAUAGCUUUCCCAGUAGCCUUAGCUGCGGUUCUCUACCGACUCGAACUGUUUGAAACAUUUCACUUUCCAUCUGGGGAGUUACCCCAACGAACUGCUACGGCUCCAGCUGUCAACCCGCGCAUGCAGGUUGGAUCUGAAGUCGUGGCAGAGGGGAAGGUGCAUGGACCUGAAGACUUGGCUUAUGAUAAGAGAAGGCGUCUUAUCUAUACAGGUUGUGAAGAUGGGUGGAUCAAGCGAGUUACCGUGAAUGAAUCGGUGCAUGACUCGGUGGUUGAAAAUUGGGUUAAUACUGGUGGAAGACCGCUUGGACUCGCUUUGGAGAAAAGUGGUGAACUCAUAGUUGCGGAUGGUGAUUUGGGACUAUUGAGAGUGACACAAGAAAGGAAGGUUGAAAUUCUGGCUCAAGAACAUGAUGGAUUGAAAUUCAAUUUAACUGAUGGAGUUGACGUAGGUGAAGAUGGUACAAUUUAUUUCACAGACGCUUCAUACAAAUACAAUUUGAAGGAUUUCUAUUUUGACAUUAUGGAAGGUGAGCCUCAUGGUAGAUUCAUGAGCUAUAAUCCAGCAACAAAGAAGGUAACAUUGCUUGCACGUAAUCUCUACUUUGCUAAUGGAGUUGCAGUUGCACCAGAUCAAAAAUUUGUGGUCUACUGUGAGACUGUUAUGAGUAGGUGCAGAAAAUAUUACCUACAAGGUCCAAAAAAAGGAAGAAUAGGCGAAUUUAGUCCUAACCUACCCGGAAUGCCAGAUAAUGUUCAUUAUGUUGGGCAAGGGAAGUAUUAUAUUGGAAUGGCCACGCAUGUAACUCCUCAAUGCCUUCGGAAAAUUGCAGCAAUGGUUACAAAAUAUUAUAGAAGACCAAAUCUAGAAAAGAAUGGAGGAGUUCUAGUUGUGGAUUUGGCAGGAAAGCUGAGAGAUCACUAUUAUGAUCCUCAAUUAUCAUUGAUUUCAAGUGGGAUCAAGGUUGAUAAUUAUAUAUAUUGUGGCUCCCUUUCUUAUCCCUUUUUACUACGUCUAGAUGUGAAACAAUAUCCCGCACUUCCCUCGUCAUGA